This is a messenger RNA of Ambispora leptoticha, 2310 nucleotides long. Lineage: Eukaryota; Fungi; Glomeromycota; Glomeromycetes; Archaeosporales; Ambisporaceae. The record is from the annotation of a GenBank genome assembly.
AUGCCUAAAAAAAGUCAACAUAAAAAGAAAUUAAAGCAGGAGGACUUUAAGAAAACAAAACUUAAAGUUGGCAAAAAGAAAUUACCUGCCACUAACUUGACAAAUGUCUCAUUUAAAUCACAAACAAUCAUUCUGCCUAAUCAAAGUAUUACAGAAGAUAAAUCAAGCGAAUUGACUAAUUCGAGAAGAUUAACUUUAAAUGAUUUAUUGAUUCAAUUAAGACAUUAUAACCCUGGAUCACGAAGGGAUGCUAUACAGGGUCUCGCUGAUUAUUUUCACCGAUAUCCUUUUAUGCUUCCAAGAUCAUUGAGUAACGUGAUAAAUGCUACUGUUCGUCUCCUAGUUGAUGAAGAUAUAAGUGUAAGAAAAUCACUCUUUUCUUUCUUUCAAGAGUUUCUACCGGCUCUGAAUAAGAUGGAUUUAAUACCAUUUCUUCCACUUCUUAUUAUAUAUACGUGUUCUGGGAUGACUCAUAUUUAUGAAGAUAUAAGAAUUGAUGCUCUCAAAUUUAUGAAUAUUUGGUUAUCAAUUGCGCCAGAAGUAGUAGUAAAUGGAUUUUGGGAUAAGAUUCUUCCGAACUAUAUUAGCUUUUUGACAUCAAAUCCAAAUGUAACGGAAUUUUCAAAUUCAUCUUUUUCAGCGAUUAUUAUUCCUUUAACAAAUUCAUCAUCACUAGUAAAUUCACGAAAUGGAAUGUUAUCUCAAGAAGUGAAAAUUGACGCUCUUAAAAGUUUUCAAGUUUUUUUGGAAGCGGGAAUGCUAAAUGAUGUCAGUUCUCACUGGUAUUUUAUGAGCUUGUUGUCAACCGGAUCUCUUAAUCAACAGAAAAAUGAAUCAGAAAUCAUUGUAAAUUGGGAUGAGCGACAUGGGCAGGUCUUUUAUUCACCACCUCAUCCGCUGAUCGGAUCGCUUUUACCGAAUAUAUUUACAAGUUCCGGUUCAGAUGUUUCAAAACAACUUAAUUUAUUCGAUGCUUCUGAAUCUACAUCAACAAUAGACAAGAAAAGUGAUCGAAUAAAUUUAAAUUCAACAACAAUGAAAUUUCAAUUCGAUUCUGGCCCUGGAGAUUCUGAUAAUAAUACAAAAAAUAUAUCUGCUAUAGGCCGUCUGUCAGGAUCUAAGAGUCUUUUGGAUUCUAUACAUCCACUGCUUAUUUCCAUGUGGCUUGAUGCAGCACCCUCAGUUUUUGCGUCAUCUAAUUUAAAUAUUCGUGAUACCUCUGCUCUUCAUAUUCUUCAUCUUAUAUUGAAUAUUAUGAAAAUUUUAUGGAGAACAAUUUUACUUACGCCUGCAAAGGAAACCAAAGAAUUUAUAACACCAUAUUGGAAUCAACUAUUCAAAUAUUUGGUCGUCUAUUUUCCUUUUGGCUGGGAAACCAAUAUGCAUGAUAAUAAGGUUGAAUCAAUUCUUUUGGAAAUGAAUAUCAUCUUUAGUGAGAUGGCUUCAUCAUACAUAUUUAUAAUUAGUGAAAACAAAUUCAUAAAUCAAAAAGGGUUACCCUCUCAUCACCACAAAUCUGAUAAUAAAGGCAUCCAAGAUUCCGAAACAAAAUUGACGGUUUCGCAUCUCAAUACUAUAGAUCAAAUAGUAAAAUAUGUAUUACGUAUUCUUGGAUACUCGGGAAACAAUAACGACACUAGAAUGAUGUCAAGUGCAACGAUCAAUGUCAAGCCAGAGCUUUUAUCAUCGCUACUUCCUACCAUCACGUGUUUACUUAACUGUAUUGAUCAAGACCAACAAUUGAUUGUGUUUCAGGCAUUCAUUGAUUAUUCGAAACGAUGCCAUUCUCAAUCCACCGCAAAGAGAAUCUGUAUUGAAUUCGUGGCUGAUGUUUUUGAGUUACAAAUCCAUCCACUAUAUACUGGUAAUUUCAAAAUUCAAUCUAACAAAGCUCUAUCUUCAUUAAUACAAACAUGGCUAUUGAGCUUACCAAAAAUAUUGUGGGAACUUAAAUUAAAUAAUCUUGAAACAAGUAAAAAAAUUCUACAAAUAAUGUGCGAUAUCAUUAAACGAGGAUUAAUUGGUUCCUUUGAUGCGAAGAUGUAUGAUCAAAUUCAAAUGGCUUUGGUACCUUUUCUUGUCGUGCAUCUAUCAAAUAAAGGACCAAUAUAUGGCCCAUUCAUCAAUUUACCAACACUUAGUCAACGAAAAUUUUUGGAAUUCUUAUUUUAUUGUCCACAUCUUAACGAUAAGCUCACAGUAGCAUUGAGUGAGGUUUUACUUAAUGAACAAAUAGAAAUCCAAAUCAAAAAUUAUGCUGCUAUGACAGUGACAUAUAUUUUAGAGGAUGAGGAUAGAGCUGGAUCUUGA